AUGGACUUUGAGUUCGAAGAAGAGCUGAAAAGUACUGAUGAGCUCCUUGAAAACUUACAAGCUCAAGAGGAAAGACUGGGCACCAAAAGCAAUGUGCAGCCUCGACCCACAUCCCCUACUGUUCACUGGAGAAAGAGGAACAACCAAGGGGAAAUAAUUUACAAAUAUUCAAGAGCCAGAAGGGCAGCUGUAGGACCAGGUCCGCUUGUUAUGGAAGAUGACUUGAAUGUUGGCCCUGCAAAAGCCCCCAAGACAGCUGCAGGUCCGCUUGUUAUGGAAGAUGACUUGAAUGUUGGCCCUGCAAAAGCCUCCAAGACAGCUGAUACCAUUCUUGAAGAGCUUAAGAGGCUGUUGGACACUGAGGAAGGUGAUGCUAAUUUUAUGCCAAUUCAAGAUGAUCAACCUCGGUCUGCAUCCAAUGACUGGGCCAUUAGAACUGAAAUGAGGGAAGAGAGAUGGAAAGAAACUAGAUCUUCACUUGUGGAGAACAUUUUGAAAGGAGAGGAUGCAAGUUCCUCAUCCUGCCAACAGUGCAGAUCAAGUGCAGCUGUUGUGCGCUGUAGGGACUGUCUCCCUUACCCUUUCCUCUGUGCAGGCUGUGAUGAGAAAAGACAUGGUAGCUUCUUUGUUCUCCAUAAUCGGGAUUCGCUUGUCUCAGGUUUUGUACAACCUUUACCUCCAUCCACAGGAUUCUGCCAGGAAGCUGGUCAAAUUUCUGUUAAACAUCUUGUUCGACUGCUGCCUGUAGAAAUACCUGCCCAUAUUUGUGAUUGCAGUAAUGGGACAGUCCUUGUUUCUUCAGGCAGGCCCAUGAUCCUCAUCACUAUGAAUGGCCGUUACAACCUUAACAUGCCUCAUUUGUCCUGUGCUUUGUGUGGGCAUUCACGAGAGACGUCUUUGUCAAAACUUCAGAGGAGUGGUUACUGGCCUGGCAACAUUCCUGCAAGUUUGCUGUUCACAACAGAUGUGCUUGUCUCGUUUCAAGAGAUGAAAAUGGCAUCACCAGGGAUGUCUUUUCAAGCAUUUGUUAAAAUGCUUGAUGGGAAAACAAAUCUUUUUGGUAGAAGUGGGAAAAUACCUGCCAAUGUGUUUAGCUACAGUUUUAAUGAAUGGGUUGCAGCAAGAUAUGCAGUGGAAAAGAUGUGCCAGGAGGAGUUUUUCACUUGUCCAGCAUGCACUCCAGACAUGCUAGCUGUAUGUGUUGAUGGAAAUCGCAAACACUAUCGGUUUAAAAACACAGCAAGCACAGAGAAAAGGGGACUACUUGACCAUGUUUUUAUACAGAGUGAUGUGGAGGUGUCUGACUUUGUGGACUUUGUCCGCAAAAACAAUGAUCAUGUCUCGGGAAGAGGAUUGUGUGGCGCAUCACAAUGGACAGCAGCAAAAGAACUGGCCAAAAAAUCAAGCAGCAAACUGGAUGAGGAGGGAUUAGAGAUUGCUGUCUGUCGCCAUGGCAUUUUCCUUAUGGCCUUAAACAUGUUCCGAGGGGAAAUUUUUGCUUACCCCCUUUUUCUACAAAAAAAACUUGCUGACAUGUCACAAGGGAAGAUCAAAUUUUUCUGUUCAGAUGUUGCCUGCAAAUACUUCCCUUAUGUCCAACGUGUGUCUAAACAGUGCCCCGAGCUGCAGUCUUUACUGGACAUGCAUCCUUUUCUGUCUGUGAUGCAUGCCAAAGCACACUCUUGGAAAUGUGAGGUCAAGUACAGUGGGGCCUACCAGGAAGGAGCUGGGUCAACAAUUGGUGAGGAAGUUGAGCAGGUGAACAGCUUCCUAUCCAGAAUUGCUGUCACAAGCAAGUACAUGUCGAAAUCAGGCAGAACAGACAUGAUAACAAUGCAAGCCAUGUCCUGGAAUAAGCGUAAGGUGUGGAAUUUGGGACAAGUUCUAGUAAACAGAUAUAUAAAGACUCAGAAGGCUCUUCAAGUGCAGCAACACAACUUGGAGGCAUUGAAGACAGAGCUAUCACUUCAUGAUGAUAUUGUUCAUCAGUGGGUUUCAGAUGUACAGCAAUGGGCAGAAGAAAAUGAUCGACAUGGGAGUGGUGAUGCGAAAAGUUUGCAAGAAGAAAUAGAGGGACUAACGGUCAGCAUCAAAAGGCGUACACAGCGUCUGUACAGUCAAACAGAUAGCAACAAGCGGCGCCAUACUUUGCGUCUCCGAAGGAGUGAGGAGAAAAAGAAGCUAGCUGCUGCAGUGGAACAAUACAACAGCAUAGUGGAUCCAUCCCAGCAGCUUGGCUCAGUUGAAAGUUUCUUUACAGCUGAGACUGUUGCUUGGCCUUGGCAAAUCCCUUGCAGUACUGAAUCGGCUCCAUUUGUCACCAAGAGGAAGGUGUUCGACAAGGUGAUGGCUGUGAGACGCCUUCAGGAAGAGGGAGGUCUUAUUUGUAAGGAGAUGAAACAGCAUUACACGGUCUUGACACACAAGCUGUCCAAAUUUGAAGCACUGAUUAAUGAGAUAAGUUCAAAAUCUCUUUUUUCAACGCUGUGUGACACUGCACGCAAAGGUCUCCUGUGCUUUGUUCGAAAGAAACAUUAUGAACUUAGACAUUUAAUGCAGUUGGUGAAGGCGAGCUAUGUGAACAUUUUCAGCCAACAAGAUUUGAUUUCUGAAGAAGAGAAGCUUGAACAGGAAGAUGAAAUGGAAGAGGAAGGGUUCUCAGAAAGUGACAACAGCUCAGAUGAUGAACAUGAUUUUCCUUAA
This is a messenger RNA of Pimephales promelas (fathead minnow), 2703 nucleotides long. RefSeq lists its product as uncharacterized. The record is from RefSeq and is a predicted model, not a curated record. Lineage: Eukaryota; Metazoa; Chordata; Actinopteri; Cypriniformes; Leuciscidae.